CAACAUCACAAAUAUAAAAGAAAGAAACUAAAAGCGACGGCCAUGGAAAAAGUUGGGGAUCUAGAGACAUGCAUCAAGAACAGAAUUAAAGAGAUCGAGGAGGAAGAAGAACGUAAUUUGAAGAUACUUAAGGAGUUGGAGACUCAGAUCAUGUCCCCAACCGAAAAAGGUACGCAACAUCCGUCUACAAGUAUCAACGAGCCAAUUCUUGGGGAUGAUGUCCCAAAGGCUUCAGAUGUUGCACCCGAAGGGGGACCUUCUUUCCGCCCAACGGGAAAGGGAAACAUGGAACCAUCUGAUGACGAUGAUGAGAAGAAGACCAAUGAAGGAGAGAGCAGCAAGUCUGGUGGUGUGGAUGAUGCCUAAUGAAGCAGCUAGCCGUCGAAUAAUAAAAAAAAUAAUGUUGUCUUGAAAUAAAGUUGUUGUUGUGUCUUUGCAUGCUCAUUUAGUAUUUCUAGUUUUUGUUGUUUAAUUUGGUCAAGCGUCGGUCAUGUUUGUUGUUGUGUCUCAAACCUAAAUAAUGGAAUGUUUAUUUGCUAAUAUAUGGAAACCUAUGAUGCA
Brassica oleracea var. oleracea is the source of this 561-nucleotide messenger RNA. RefSeq lists its product as uncharacterized. The coding region runs from base 43 to 366 and encodes 107 amino acids. NCBI's taxonomy places the organism in Eukaryota, Viridiplantae, Streptophyta, Magnoliopsida, Brassicales, Brassicaceae. The transcript is spliced from 2 exons. The record is from RefSeq and is a predicted model, not a curated record.